CGCGUCCGGAAACUCCUGCGGCCAUCCCAGUUUGGAGGCCAGGCCUGCACAGAACCACUGGUGCAAUCCCGACCAUGCUUUCCAGCUAAGCUCUGCAACAUCGUGGAUAUGGACUGCAAGAAUAAAUUCCAGUGUGAAAAUGGUCGCUGUAUUGCAAAAAAAUUGGAAUGCAAUGGAGAAAAUGACUGUGGGGACAACUCUGAUGAAAGACAUUGUGGGAGGAAAAAGAUGGUGUGUAGCAGAAAGUUUGAGAGCAUCCCAGGUGUGCAUUUAAUCGGCAGUGGAUUUCACAUUCUGUCAGGAGAGAGCCGAGGGGAAGUCCUUGGCAACUCGUUCAAUGGAGGAGAAUGCAGAACAGUGAGACGCAAUGAGACAAGGAAAUUGUAUCGUGUGCCUGCAAAUCUGGAGGCUGUCAGCUUUCAGGUAAUAGAUGAAGAGGAUGAUGUAAAAUCAGAUUUCUACAGGGAUUUAACGCCUCUGAGUGAUGGUGAUGUAGGAGACAGUACAUCCUCUCAUUCAUCUCAGAGAAGAUCUGGCAUACCAGGUCUAUUCUCAAAAAAGAGAAAAGUUCAAAUCACAUCAUCUUCCUCCUUCAAGAAAGCCAUUGAAGCCUCACAUGAAAAGAAUUCCAACUUUAUUAGAGUCCAUAAAGUCAUCUCUGUUGCAAACUUCACAAUGAAAGAGUCAGAUCUACAGCUCUCAGAUGUCUUUCUAAAAGCAUUAAACCAGCUGCCCCUGGAGUACAACUAUGCUUUAUACAGCAGAAUAUUUGAUGACUUUGGCACUCAUUACUACACCUCUGGAAGGAUGGGUGGUUCCUAUGACAUUCUUUACCAGUAUAGUUCCGAGGAAUUGAAGAACUCAGGUCUGUCAGUGGAUGAAUCAAUGGAGUGUAUUCGAACAGAAACAUCAAGGCGUGUCUUUUUCCGAAAGAAGAAGAAAGUCAGUACCGUAUGUGUCACAAACAAGAUGACUGUGAAACAUGAAGGUAACUAUGAUAAUAACAGGGUUUGUAUCCCGUUAGUUAUCCUGAGUUAUCCUCAACAAGGCACACCAGGGCUUUCUGGCUAGAGGAGUUCUUCCAAC
Messenger RNA from Meleagris gallopavo (turkey), 1086 nucleotides. NCBI's taxonomy places the organism in Eukaryota, Metazoa, Chordata, Aves, Galliformes, Phasianidae. The record is from RefSeq and is a predicted model, not a curated record.